Molecule: messenger RNA, 1287 nt
Organism: Hansenula anomala
Lineage: Eukaryota; Fungi; Ascomycota; Saccharomycetes; Phaffomycetales; Wickerhamomycetaceae
Gene: CEM1
Product: fatty acid synthase CEM1
Exons: 1
Coding region: 1-1287 (428 amino acids)
Biological process (GO): fatty acid biosynthetic process
Molecular function (GO): 3-oxoacyl-[acyl-carrier-protein] synthase activity
Source: RefSeq, a predicted model, not a curated record
AUGUCCAGAGUCGUUAUCACCGGUAUGGGUAUGGUCUCACCACUAGGUGUUGGUGUGAAGCAUUCUUGGAAUGCUCUUUUAGCUGGGAAAUCUGGUAUCGUCUCCACAGAUUCUUUAAAUGAUGAACGAUAUGAAAAAAUCCCUUCCAAAACUGUUGGUAAAGUUCCAGAAGGUGAAUUAGCUCAAGGUGGCUGGAAUAUAAACGAACAUUUUCAAAAAGGUGAAGCAAGACGUUUGGCAACAUUCUCUCAGUAUGCCUUGGCUGCUGCUCAUGAAGCUUUAACAGAUGCAAAUUGGUUUCCAACAGAAAUUGAAGAUCAAUUAAACACAGGUGUCAUUGUUGGUUCUGGUAUAGGUAGUAUUACUGAUACUUUUGAGAAUUCUAUUGCUUUUGGGAAUGGUGGUUAUAGAAAAGUUCAACCUUUAUUCGUCCCUAAAAUGCUACCAAAUAUGGCUGCUGGUGCUAUUUCGAUCAAAUACGGUCUAAAAGGACCAAAUCACUGUCCAUCUACAGCUUGUGCUACAGGAAAUCAUGCUAUUGGUGACUCCUAUAGAUUUAUUAAAGAUGGGUAUGCUAAGACUAUAGUAGCUGGUGCUUCUGAAGCCCCACUUCAUCCUCUGGCUUUAGCCGGAUUUGCAAGAGCUCAAUCGGUGGCCACUGAUUUCAAUGAUACCCCAGAGAAAGCUUCAAGACCUUUCGAUAAAGAAAGGGGUGGUUUUGUUUUGAGCGAAGGUUCUGGGAUCUUGAUCCUGGAAGAAUUGGAACAUGCAAAGAAACGAAAUGCUAAAAUUUAUGCCGAAAUUGUUGGUUAUGGAUUAUCUGGUGAUGGACAUCAUAUAACAGCACCUUCUCCAGAUGGUUUAGGAGCAAGAAGGGCAAUGGAGCUUGCUACAAGAGGUAUUGAUCUCACAAAAGUCGGGUACAUCAAUGCACAUGCAACAUCAACAUUGAUUGGUGAUAGAAUUGAGAAUAAUGCUAUUAAAACAAUUUUCAAAAACAACUUAGACUUCCUUGUCUCUUCUACUAAAGGAUCACACGGUCAUUUAUUGGGUGCAGCUGGUGCUGUUGAAGCUAUAUUCUCAAUUUUGGCUGUUCAAAAUAACAUCGCACCUCCAACUUUGAAUUUGGAAUCACCAGGUGGAGCGGAAGGUGAUAAUAUUGAGGACUUUACACUAAACUUGGUUGGUCCAAAGCCAGUUGAGCAAAAUAUUGAAUAUUCGUUAUCAAAUAGUUUUGGUUUCGGUGGUAUCAAUACUUCAUUAUUGUUCAAAAAAUACACUGAAUAA